AGUCUUGUGUGCGUUGUAUCCGGCCAAGGAAAAAAAAAGCACAUCCUAAACCUAUUGUUCCGAUUUUAAUUCGCUCAAAAACUUUUCAAUUUUUCCAAAUCCUAAACCUAUUGCAACAACUUUUUCUGUGCUUCUCAGCUCAUUUUCUUUUUACCUCAACAAAGAGAGCAGGAUAUAAGUUUCCAGAAUUCUCCUAUGGCAGCAUCUGCGAAGAACAGCGUCCUAAAAAUAGAAAGAUCUAUCCCCAUCGUGGUCCUACCAGAACAUGAAACGCCUGAGGGUUCCGUUUUCUUAACAAGCCUCGAUCAAGUGGCUCCUGCAAUUGUGCCGACCAUUUAUUCUUUCGACAGGAGCGACACAAGUGUUGUAGACGUGAUUAAGCAAGCCCUGGCCAGAGUUCUGGUUCCUUACUAUCCAGUUGCAGGGAGAUUAGCUAAAAACUCUCUAGGGAAGUUGGUUGUUGACUGCCAAAAGAAGUUAGGAGUCCCAUUUGUGGAGGCAAUGGCUGAUUGUGACAUCGAAAAUUUGGGUGAUAAGAGACUUCUCGAUUCUGAUGUUUUAGAUAAGCUUGUUUACAGAGAUCCUGUGGAACAUAUACUUGAAGUUGCCCCUCUUCUAACUGCACAGGUGACGAAAUUUAGAUGUGGAGGUUUCACCUUAGGGAUUGCACUUAACCAUUGCAUGGCAGAUGGUGUGUCGGCAAUGAAUUUUAUGAAUGCGUGGGCUGAAAUAGCAAGAGGCAAGCCAUUAUCCCUCGUCCCUUGUCAUGAUAGAACCAUCCUAAAAUCAAGGGUGCCUCCUCAGAUCACCGGUCCUUACAACGAAUUCGUUCACAUAAGUGAUGUAUCAAACAUGACAGCAUUAUAUGUGGAACAACUUGUAUAUAAAUCUUUCCACUUCGAUGCUGAGAAGCUGGUGACCGUGAAAAGAAUGGCAACAAAAGAUGAACAGGUAACAAGCAACUGCAGCAGCUUCGUAGCACUUGCAGCCUUAGUGUGGCGGGCUCGAAGCAUGGCCCUCAAGAUGAAACUUCACCAACAAUUAAAGCUUCUUUUACUGGUUGACUUCAGGUCUAGGCUAAGAGCACCAUUGCCUAAUGGAUACUUUGGGAACGCCGUCGCCAUGCCCUGCUGUCUCUGCACCAUGGGAGAGUUGAUUGAGGAGCCAAUGUCAGCUUCCGCAGGAAGAAUAAAGAAGGCGAUCAAGAGCGUCACUGAUGACUACAUUCGGUCAAGGAUUGACUAUUUGGACAUGAAUCGAUUAGAGGGAUUGCCUGUGGCCACACUAGUAAUAAGUUCAUGGGCGAGGCUCGAGUAUGGCAACACGGACUUUGGGUGGGGAAAGCCGAGGUUCGGAAUCGGUGGCCUACCGAGCUCGAGCUGCAUGUUUAUGUCAGAAGGUAGAGAGAAGGGCAUUGCGGUGAUGCUGGGUCUGCCGCUUUCAGCCAUGGAUACCUUCGAGAAGCUUAUUUGUGAUUUAAAUGAUACUCAGUACACUAAUAUUGGUAUUCAAACCUAGGUUACAAAGUGUGACCAACUGUAGGUGGAUCAUCCUAUUCAACAACUGAAUAAAAUUUGUCACAUCUAUUUUUAAAUCAAUUAAGAGUUUGGUUUUGAAUACCUAGUAUAAUCUGUUGGAAUUCCGAGUAUAUCUUAUGUCUUCUCGUGAUUUUUCAGUUGUCAUUGUCCAAGACCAAUUUAAUAAAAUAUGAUCUUUUCUGCU
Molecule: messenger RNA, 1722 nt
Organism: Syzygium oleosum
Lineage: Eukaryota; Viridiplantae; Streptophyta; Magnoliopsida; Myrtales; Myrtaceae
Product: omega-hydroxypalmitate O-feruloyl transferase-like
Exons: 3
Coding region: 196-1518 (440 amino acids)
Molecular function (GO): acyltransferase activity, transferring groups other than amino-acyl groups
Source: RefSeq, a predicted model, not a curated record